Molecule: messenger RNA, 483 nt
Organism: Ipomoea nil (Japanese morning glory)
Lineage: Eukaryota; Viridiplantae; Streptophyta; Magnoliopsida; Solanales; Convolvulaceae
Exons: 2
Coding region: 1-483 (160 amino acids)
Source: RefSeq, a predicted model, not a curated record
AUGGUUGUUGUUCAGCAACGCCUCACUAAGAGUCUGCAUAGUCUGCGUCUACUGCUUGUGGAUCCUGCGAAGAUUAAAGCUGUGGUCGAUUGGCCCGUACCGAAGUCGGUUCAAGAAGUCCGAGGCUUCUUUGGCCUUACUGGAUAUUACCGACAAUUUGUUCGGGGAUAUGCCUCCAACGUGGGCCCAUUAACAGAGUUACUCAAAAAGGGUGGAUUUUCAUGGGGACUAGCAGCUGAUGAAUCAUUCCAACGAUUAAAAGAAGCAAUGACCAAAACUCCGGUUCUGUACCUCCCUAAUUUUGAGCGACCUUUUCGUGUAGAGACAGAUGCUUCUGGGUGCGCGAUGGGCGCCAUUCUAACGCAGGACAAAUAUCCCAUAGCAUAUUUCAGCAAGAAGUUGCCGCCUCACUAUAAAAAAGCCUCGGCGUAUUGUUGGGAAAUGUAUGCCAUCACCGCCGCAGUUCGUCGUUGGCGCCCCUAA